CUUUUAGUCACGGCGCAAAUGCGCACCGUAGAGAGCGUCUUCAGCGCGCGCUGUCGCACGCAAACCUUCACUUCACUUGUAGUUCGUGUCAGAACGCGCUGGCAGGCAGGUCUAAGGACCCGGGGGAUAUUGGAACCCUCAGCUCGUUCAUUCGCACCCGCUCUCCUCCCCACACACCCUGUCGUAGCAGUACAGAAAGCCAACAAUCAAACAGCUGUCGACUGGCGGCUCGAGUCGCGCGCGCUACAUCACCAAUGCCGGGAAACCGUCAGCUCUCUCGCGCGCGGACGGACAGCGACUAUGUGAAGCAGUGACCGCGAGAAUGGACCAAAGGAACUACUUCGCCGUUCUGCUGCUCGCUUUUCAGGUUCAACUCACAUUUGGAGAGUUCUUUCCAGGCAGCUGUUCGUUUGAAGAGCACUACAGUAAUUGCGGCUACAGCGUGGCGUUGGGGACUAAUGGCUUCGCCUGGGAGCAAGUCAACACCUGGGAGAGACCCUCCAUGGACGCGGCCGUUCCCACAGGUUCCUUCAUGAUGGUGAAUGCUUCGGGUCGUGCAUCAGGUCAGAAGGCCCACCUGCUCCUGCCCACGCUAAAAGAGAAUGACACCCACUGCAUAGACUUCCACUACUCCCUGUCUAGCCGGGAUGGGACGAGUCCCGGAACCCUUAAUGUCUACAUAAAAGUGGAUGGUGGACCACAGGGGAAUCCCAUCUGGAAUGCCUCAGCACCCGUCACUGAAGGCUGGGUGAAGGCUGAACUCGCCAUCAGCACCUUUUGGCCCAACUCCUAUCAGGUUAUUUUUGAGGCUGUGUCUGUACAAGGGCAUCCUGGGUUCAUCGCAGUGGAUGAGAUACACGUUUUGGCCCACCCUUGCCGCAAGACACCACAUUUUCUGCGGCUGCAGAAUGUCGAGGUGAACGUGGGACAGAAUGCCACCUUCCAGUGUAUUGCUGGAGGCAAAUGGUCACAACAUGACAAACUCUGGCUACAGACUAUAUGGAAUGGUAAAGACACGUCUCUCAUGGUGACCCGAGUGGUGAACCAUCGGCGCUUCUCCGCUACCGUUAGCGUAACGGACACGUCACAGCGCAGCACCAGCCGUUACCGCUGUGUCAUUCGUUCUGAUGGAGGAUCUGGAGUUUCAAACUAUGCUGAACUCAGCGUUAAAGCGCCACCCACACCCAUCGCUCCACCUGAGCUUCUUGCAGUUGGUGCCACCUACUUGUGGAUCAAACCAAACGCCAAUUCCAUCAUCGGUGACGGCCCCAUCAUCCUGAAAGAGGUUGAGUACCGCACCACCACUGGAAACUGGGCCGAGACGCAUGUUGUGGAUGCGCCAACGUACAAGCUCUGGCAUUUGGAUCCAGAUGUGGAGUAUGAGAUUAAGGUUCUUCUGACCCGACCUGGGGAAGGUGGCACUGGACCACCGGGACCACCCCUCAUCACUCGGACCAAAUGUGCUGAUCCAGUCAACGGUCCCCAGAACGUGAACGUGGUGGACAUCCGCGCCCGUCAGCUGACCCUGCAGUGGGAGACCUUCGGAUAUGCAGUGACACGCUGCCACAGUUUCAACCUGACCGUCCAGUACCAGUAUGUGUUCAACCAGCAGGAGUUUGCCGCUGAGGAGCUGAUACCGACCUCCUCUCAUUAUACUCUGAGGGGACUCAGGCCUUUCGUGACGGUCAGACUACGGCUGGUGCUGGCCAACCCUGAGGGCAGCAAGGAGAGCGAGGAGAUCGUCAAGCAGACGGAGGAAGACGUUCCUGGCCCCAUUCCUAUGGAGUCCAUCCAGACAGGCCCAUACGAGGAAAAGAUCUUCAUGCAGUGGAAGGCCCCGAAUGAAACUAAUGGAGUCAUUACACUCUAUGAGAUCACCUAUAAGGCUCUUGGCUCCCUGGACCUCAGCGCAGAUUUGACAACACAACGUGGCCGGGUCUUCAAACUCCAAAAUGAGACCCAUCAUCUCUUCGUAGGGUUGUAUCCUGGCACCACAUACUACUUUACUCUGAAAGCCAGCACAAACAAAGGCUUCGGCCCACCCGUGACCACCCGUAUUGCCACCAAAAUUGCAGCUCCAUCCAUGCCUGAAUAUGAGACCGACUCUCCUCUCAAUGAGACGGACACGACAAUCACCGUCCUCUUAAAACCUGCCCAAUCACGAGGGGCCCCUGUCAGUGCUUAUCAAGUGGUGGUUCAAGAGAAACGAAAGCAGAAAGUUCGCCGAGCCACUGAUGUGUUGGAGUGUUUCUCCAUUCCUGUUAGCUUCAGAAACGCCUCCAUCUUGAAUUCACCUCACUAUUUUGCUGCUGAACUCCCCCCUGUUAGCCUUGCUGUAGUACAGCCCUUUACUAUAGGAGACAACAAGACUUAUAAUGGCUACUGGAACGCACCCCUGUCACCAGCCAAAAGCUACAGCAUUUACUUUCAGGCCUUGAGCAAAGCCAACGGGGAAACCAAAAUCAACUGUGUGCGACUGGCUACCAAAGUGGUAAUAGGUAGGGGACAAAAUACCACGCCCUACAUACUUGUCAUUCCCAGUGAAGGUGCAUCUACCCAGAAUUCCAAUGACAUAGAGCCUGAAAAACAGGUGGACAGCACUGUAAAGAUGGCAGGCGUCAUUGCGGGAAUCCUCAUGUUUGUCAUCAUUCUCCUGGGCGUUCUCCUCACCUUCAAACGCAGAAGAAAUGCAUAUUCCUACUCUUAUUACCUGAAACUAGCUAAAAAACAGAAGGAGACAGCCAGCAGCAGCAUGCAGAGAGAGAUGGGGCCCGUAGGCACAGCGGAUAAAAGCACAGGAAAAGUCAGCACGUUACACAAGGAUGAUCCGUUCUCCACCAGCAACCAGGACCUCAACGGAUUCUCCUCCUCUUCUCCAUGCUCCUUCUCCAUCCAGGGUAAAGCCCUCCAGAGUAAAACCCUCCUCAACUCCUACUACUCAGUUUCUAAGGAGCCAGUCCCUGCCACGGCAUCCAUAGAUGGCAGCCACAGUGAGAUGUCCCAGCCCUCGAUGACCAUCCAGACGUACCCAUAUGGAGGCUGUGAGUCGGUGGAGAUGUCCUACCAGGCCGGCCAGUUCCAACCGGCCAUCAGAGUGGCAGACUUGCUCCAACACAUCACCCAGAUGAAGUGUGGGCAGGGUUACGGUUUUAAAGAGGAGUACGAGGGUCUGGCUGAGGGACAAACGGCACCAUGGGAAACUGCCAAGAAGGAUGAAAACCGCAACAAGAAUCGCUACGGCAACAUCAUCGCUUACGAUCACACUCGUGUCCGACUGCAACUGCUGGAGGGAGACCCUCACUCUGACUACAUAAACGCCAACUAUAUAGACGGCUACCACAGACCAAGGCACUACAUAGCCACACAAGGGCCCAUGCAGGAAACUGUGAGGGAUUUCUGGAGGAUGAUUUGGCAAGAGAAUUCUGCCAGUAUCGUCAUGGUAACCAACCUGGUGGAAGUGGGCAGGGUGAAAUGUGUCCGGUAUUGGCCUGAUGAGACCGAGCUGUAUGGAGACAUCAAAGUGACGCUGAUUGAAACGGAGCCUCUUGCAGAAUAUGUGAUCAGGACUUUUACUGUUCAGAAGAAGGGUCACCAUGAGAUUCGAGAAAUCCGGCAGUUCCAUUUCACCAGCUGGCCUGAUCAUGGUGUUCCCUGCUACGCCACAGGCCUGCUGGGCUUCAUCCGCCAGGUCAAGUUCCUCAAUGCUCCAGACGCAGGACCCAUCGUGGUACACUGCAGUGCUGGUGCUGGAAGAACAGGCUGCUUCAUUGCAGUGGACAUUAUGUUGGACAUGGCAGAGAGUGAGGGUGUGGUGGACAUCUUCAACUGCAUCAGAGAGCUGCGCUCACAGAGAGUCAACAUGGUCCAGACGGAGGAGCAGUAUGUGUUUGUGCAUGAUGCCAUACUGGAAGCAUGUUUGUGUGGGAACACGGCUAUCCCAGUGUGUGAAUUCAGAGCCAUCUACUACAACAUCAGCAGACUGGACCCUCAGACCAACUCCAGCCAGAUCAAAGAUGAGUUUCAGACUCUGAAUAUAGUGACACCGCGUGUCCGUCCGGAGGACUGCAGCGUAGGUCUGCUCCCGCGUAACCACGAUAAGAACCGCAGCAUGGACGUCCUCGCGGUGGACCGCUGCCUGCCUUUCCUCAUUUCUGUUGACGGCGAGUCUAGCAAUUACAUCAAUGCAGCACUGAUGGAUAGCCACAAACAGCCGGCGGCGUUCAUCGUAACGCAGCACCCUCUGCCCAACACUGUGGCCGACUUCUGGAGGCUAGUGUUCGACUACAACUGCUCCACUAUUGUGAUGCUGAAUGAAAUGGAUGCUGCACAGCUCUGCAUGCAGUACUGGCCAGAAAAAGGCUCCUGCUGCUACGGCCCCAUUCAGGCUGAAUUCAUCUCCGCUGACAUUGACGAGGACAUUAUCAAUCGCAUUUUUAGGAUCUGUAACAUGGCACGGCCUCAAGACGGCUACCGUCUGGUCCAACAUUUCCAGUAUAUUGGUUGGCCAGCGUACAGAGACACGCCGCUGUCCAAACGCUCCAUUCUGCAGCUGGUCAGACGACUGGCCAAGUGGCAGGAGCAGUAUGACGGAGGAGACGGACGCACGGUGGUCCACUGUCUCCGAUACCUGGUAAAGACGCUGAGGAACAACAAAGCCAACAUGGUGGAGACAAUGGAGCAGUACAAAUUCUGUUACGAGGUGGCUCUGGAGAGCUUGAAUGCCUUCUGAACGUACGAAAGGUGAAGAAGGGGAAAAAAACCAUGCAACGCAAUCUUCUCUUCUUCCUCAGAAUGGCAUCUCAUCGUUCAGUCUUUCCUCUGAGCUUCUGUGAUGAGAAC
Sinocyclocheilus rhinocerous is the source of this 4839-nucleotide messenger RNA. Its product is annotated as receptor-type tyrosine-protein phosphatase T-like. Bases 323 to 4729 code for a protein of 1468 amino acids. Lineage: Eukaryota; Metazoa; Chordata; Actinopteri; Cypriniformes; Cyprinidae. Gene Ontology annotation, cellular component: membrane. Gene Ontology annotation, biological process: protein dephosphorylation. Gene Ontology annotation, molecular function: protein binding; protein tyrosine phosphatase activity. The transcript has 34 exons. The record is from RefSeq and is a predicted model, not a curated record.